GCUGUGUGUGACAGACUGAUACAAGUGGGUCCUCUGAGAAAUCCAGUUGUAGUCCCACAUGAGAUGGAGGCUCAGACAGUCACGUGGUUGGUUUUUCUGGCCCUAAUGAAACAUGUUUCUACAAGUGACUUUACAAGUCCCUUUAAACUAGAACCUGGUGUGCUGCCAGCCACUGAGGGAUCCUGCGUUGAAAUUAAAUGCAAUGUCACAAGAGAUGUUGAUUAUCCUCCUUCAUACUGGUUUUGGAUGAAAGAUGCAAAAUGGGUCAAUAGUGACUUUACAUCCACUGUCAUUUACAGCACAAACAACUCGACACGUCCAGUCAGUCCUUACUUUGCAAACAAAGUCAAAUACAUCGGUUCUUCAUCUCUAAGUUGGAAGAAUGCUAACUAUGCUGAGCCGAAGCCACUGUGCAGUGUUUUGAUCUGUGACCUGAGAAGAAAUGACAGCGGAAAUUAUUCAUUGAGAUUCAUAGGGACGGGGAAAUGGAUAUGGGUAACUGAAGUAGUGACCCUCAACGUUACCGUAAACCGAUGCCCGCUCACUUUUGAGGGACCAGCUGCUGUGGUGGAGUCCGACAAGGUCACACUCACAUGCAACACUUCAAUUUCAUGUCCUUCAAACCCUCACAUUCAAGAUGUGACUCAGAACGACCAGACACAGGUCACAGGCUCUCAGCAGGAUAAUGAAAGAACCACCUUCAGCUUUACAGCCAGCUGGGAGCAUGAUGGGAGGGUGUUUUCAUGCCAAACACAGGACAACAAGGACAAAUAUUUGAUCCGGAAUAUUACAGUCACUGUUAAAUAUAAGCCGAGGAAGCCGAGCAUUUCUGUCAGUGGCUCUUCUGAUAACCAAGUGAAAGUUGGUGGUUCUCUCACGUUAACCUGUGACACCGAUGCCAAUCCUGCCCCGAAGACUUACUCCUGGUCCCGCAGCAAAAAUCAACAAACUGACUCUUGGUGGAAGAACACAAACAGCCGAGAGCUGAAUUUAACAAUACAAAGAGCAGAUGAAGCUUGUUACAGCUGCAGCUCCUCAAACCUCAUUGGUAGAGGGGAUAAGAGUCAACCAGUGUGCAUACAAGUACUGUACCCGCCCACUGAACCUAAACUGUCUAUGAGUUCUGAGGUCAAAGAAGGUCAGACCAUCACCAUCAACUGCACUGCUGAAAGUUUCCCACAGUCAACUCUCACCUUGAUGAGGAUCAACACAAAUCCUCAGUCUUCAAAGAUCACAGAAAAUAAUCGUUAUUCACGACCCAUCAACUCUCUCUACAACAAGAUUAAUGUGACUUCAGCCGAUGCUGGCUGGUACUUCUGCCAUGCCCUGAACACUCAGGGCUCAAAGGACAGCGAGCAAAAGGAGUUGGUGGUGAAAUACAGUCCCAAACAUGUGACAGUUCAAGCCAAUCAAGGUCUUGAAGUGAAGGAAAAUGUGUCGUUGACACUGAGCUGUUCUGCCGAGUCCAACCCACCAGUGAGCUCUGUCACCUGGAGGAAGACGACUGAUGGGAGAGAGGAAAUCAUCCAACAGACUCAGACUCAGACCUUCAGGGUGAAUUCAGCCAGUCCCUCUGACAGUGGACUGUACAGCUGUGAAGCCACCAAUGACAUUGGAAGUGGAAAGUCACAGCCAGCUGAGGUUAAAGUCAGAUUUUCUCCAAAACACACAAAAAUCACAAAGUCGGCAGAGAAGCAGGAGCUUGACGGGAGGAGCUCCGUGAUGCUGAGCUGCUUCAGUCACAGCUUUCCCCCAGUCCAACACUACUCAUGGUACAGGAAGAGUCAGGGAGAGGAAAAGGAUAAAAUUGUGUCUGAGCAUCAAAACCACACAGUGUACUCAAUCCAGUCAGGAUUUUACUACUGUGUCGCAAAAAAUGAAGAAGGUCAGCGUUUGUCUGAUCCCGUCCAUCUGUUUGAACAAAACUCUCUGCACAUCCUGAAGUUCAUCGUUCCUGCUCUAUUUGUCCUGAUGAUUAUCAUUUUAAUCAUCGUAGUUUUAAGAUUCAGGAAGAAAAAAUCUAUUCAACAAGGAACAACAAACAGAACAUCCUUAUUUUUGGGUUGGUGUAAUGGUACCAGGAGGAGGAGUCUGACAUAUGAGAAUGUUUCUGCGGAGCCUUUCAGGAGCAGAGACAACCUCUUGUCAGAGCAGUUGAGACGCCAGCCUCUUCCAGACAGCACGCCUCCGACCGACAUCAACAUUGUUUACAGCCUUUUGAAUCUGCCCCAGGCUGCCUCUGCACAAAACCCCACAAGACGGCAAGAUGGAAACACCGAGGACGAUUCUGUCAACUACACUUCUCUGCACUUUAAGAAUAAGAUGAAGAACAAGCCAAGAAAGGUGGAAGAUGACACUGUGUAUGCAAAGGUUUCCAAGCCAACGCGAGUUAAAAAGAAUGAACCAGAGAGCCUGCCCGACUAUGAAAACAUUGGUAAUGCAGCUGCACGUGCACCAACAUCUCCAAAUCUACUUGACGACCACAGCAGUGAAGGUGAAGUGGAGCUCGACUAUUCACAGGUGAGCUUCACAGCGAUGCCCCGACAUCAGAUAACCAACAGAGACUCCAGCAGCUCAGAAGAAGAAGAGAGUUCCUACUCUGACGUCAGAAUUUGAACCCAGAUGUUCUUGUACUUUUUUUUUACAUCACAGAGAGUCUGAAGAUUUCAUGUGUUAAGCAAAAUAGGUCGUAGCCGUAAAUCUACAGUAAUGUAAGCUGGUCAACAAACCUUAUGCAGCUACAAAAAAAACCUGCGUGUUGCCAUUAUGAGUAUUUUAAAACUAGUUAGCAAGAAGGCACAGAAGUUCCAUUACUGAGCUAAUAUGGAUAAAUAUUUGAAACUGUUAAACAAAGGUUUGGGGGAAAAUAGUGAACAUAGAAAAAUGUGAGGGAUAAACUGUUAAAUCCUCAUUUUGAAAUUUAAAAUGUAAAUAAUGUGAGUGUAAAAUGAUUGUAUUAGUAACUUUUUAUAUAAUCUAUAUAUAUAUAUAUAUAUAUAUAUCACAUGCAGUUAGACAAGAAAUGCUGAGAAUCACUGCUGAAUGUCUUUUUUUGUGCUUUCCAGUUUUGUGAACUUAAUCCAAACCCACACACCUGAAAUGUAAAUAUCUUGUUGCUAAAAAUAAAAUGAAAUAUGUUGGAAUAAA
This is a messenger RNA of Pleuronectes platessa (European plaice), 3147 nucleotides long. Its product is annotated as B-cell receptor CD22. The record is from RefSeq and is a predicted model, not a curated record. The transcript has 15 exons. The coding region runs from base 64 to 2616 and encodes 850 amino acids. NCBI's taxonomy places the organism in Eukaryota, Metazoa, Chordata, Actinopteri, Pleuronectiformes, Pleuronectidae.